Uloborus diversus is the source of this 2776-nucleotide messenger RNA. RefSeq names its product zinc finger protein 85-like. The record is from RefSeq and is a predicted model, not a curated record. The transcript has a single exon. Bases 1 to 2229 code for a protein of 742 amino acids. Gene Ontology annotation, biological process: regulation of DNA-templated transcription. Gene Ontology annotation, molecular function: RNA polymerase II cis-regulatory region sequence-specific DNA binding; DNA-binding transcription factor activity, RNA polymerase II-specific. NCBI's taxonomy places the organism in Eukaryota, Metazoa, Arthropoda, Arachnida, Araneae, Uloboridae.
AUGGCGUUGUAUAUUCACCAGACGUAUGCACCACAGACUGUUGACAUAACGUAUCAAGAUUUGAAUAAUAGGGGGUUGCAGCAGCACCAUCAAAUGUAUGCUGAGCCUGUCAUUCAGCAGCAUCAGAUGUAUAGAGAUCCCGGAGGGAUCCCCCAGCAAAUAUACACCGAGCAUAUUAUCCCCCAACAAAUAUACAGAGAUGAGGAUUUGCAGCAACAUACGCAGAUUUACAGGGCAGAGGACAUCCAGCAGCACACUCAAAUCUAUCGAGAAGCAGCUCCUCAGCCUCAGGCCACCACGAUUCAAACUGCUCAGCACGUGUGUGAUGUGUGUAAUAAGACCUGUAAAUCCAAAAGUGAUUUACAAGCUCACUAUGCUGCCCAUACGGGCGAGAAAGCUCACGUUUGCGAUGUGUGUCACAAAGGUUUCACCCAGAAAAGCAGUCUUCAGACGCAUUAUCUCAUCCACACCGGCGACAAACCCCACGUCUGCGAAGUCUGUAAGCGCGGAUUUACGGACAAGAGCACCCUCCGUAAACACAGCCUGAUUCACACGGGCCAGAAGCCUCACGUCUGCGAUAUCUGCAACAGGGGAUUCGUUCAGAAGAUCACCCUCAGAAAACAUUACCUCACCCACACGGGAGAGAAAAACCACAUUUGUGAGAUAUGCAACAAGGGGUUUGCUCAGAAAAGCACGCUCAGAACGCAUUAUCUGGUCCAUUCCGCCGACAGGGAGGGGAAGAGACGGAAUCGGAAAGGCAAGGGCAAGAAGGCCGAAGAGGAGGAGAAGAUCUUGCCGGACACUGAACCACCCCCCGAAGAGGAGCAGGCGGAAGCUCAUCCCGAGCAGGCGGAAGUGGAACAGCCUCCGCAAGAAGAGCUGGUGGAACAGCAAGAAGCGGAACAUUGCGAUAUCGCUUUCGUCGACAACAGCGGAUCUCACGAACAGCCCCUGAUGCAGACGGAAGCUCAGGUGUUCCUGGAGAAUCCCCAAGCUUUCGCUACGAUUGAGCAACCGCUCACCCACAUGGUCCACCAAGCGCUGAAUCUUCCGCAAGGCAUACAUCCGCUGAUGACCGUUGACCAGCAGAGUUUGGCACAAUUGGGACAUCAGACCCUGACCCAGAUCGGACAUCAGACCCUGGCCCAGAUCGGACACCAGACCUUCACCAUCAUUGGUCAGCAGCCUUAUACUACCAUUGACCAACAGCAGCCCAUGGCCCACAUCGUCCACCAGGCCGUUGCCCCCGUUGCGAGUGCCGAUCAAAACGUACCACCAGGUCUUCCCGUGGUCUUUCCCUGCGACCAGUGCUCGAAGGUCUUCAAGCGUAAAUGCGAUCUCCAGAAACACUACUUGCUGCACACGGGGGAGAAGUCCUUCGUCUGCGACGUCUGCAACAAGUCGUUCUUGAGCAAGAACACCCUCCAGAAACACUACAUCAUCCACACCGGAGAAAAGCCCCACGUCUGCAACAUCUGCAGCAAGAGUUUCACGAAGAAGAGCAGCCUGGCCACGCAUUAUCUGGUGCAUACCGGGGAAAAGCCCCAUCUCUGUACCUACUGCGGGAGGAGCUUCAAGGACAAGAGCACUCUCCGUAAGCAUUGCCAGAUCCACACCGGCCAGAAGAACCACGUCUGCACCAUCUGCCAGAAGAGAUUCGUCCAGAAGAGCACCUUACGGAAGCAUCUGGUGACUCACACCAAGGAGAAACUCUACAAAUGCGAGACGUGCAACAAGAGAUUCACGCAGAAGUACAGCCUCCAUGUGCAUUACCAAAUCCACAAGAGGCCCAGGCCUUUCGUUUGUGAUCAGUGCGACGAAUCCUACACAACUAAACUCGAACUGGAGAAGCAUUACAGGAUACACACGGGGGAGAAGCCCCACACCUGCGCCAUUUGCAAGGAAGGUUUCGAAGAGAAAGCUCGCCUCAACAGACACAUGCUGGGACAUACCGGAGAAAAACCGUUCGUUUGUGACAUUUGCAAGAGGGGAUUCAAAGACAAAUGCAACAUGCAAAGACAUUACCUCACGCAUACCGGCGAGAAACCUUUCGCCUGUGACCUCUGUGAAAGGCGUUUCAGAGAGAAAGCCAAACUGUUGAAACACAAAGCUCGUCGGCAUCAGAACAAACCUAAACCCCAAGCCGCGACUGCGACUCCUCCCAUACGUAAAGUGAUCAUAAUAAAAACGCUAUCCACCGACUAUUACUAUAACAGGAAAUAUUAUUAGGGUACGUGCGGUCAGGUUUAUUCAUUUGAGAGAAUUUUAAGACUUCAUUUGCCGAAAUAUUUUGUGGCGUGAAAGGUAUCGGGUCUCAAAAAUUUGCCUCAGAAUAUUUUAAGUGCGGAGCUCGACUCGAUUUUUGGCUUCAAUAAUUAUCUAUUGUGUGAUGAAAACUGAAUUUCAAAUUUUAUUUAAUUCUUGUUAGUGUGUUUUUAUUUCAAAGCAUUGAAAUUAUUAUCCGAGUUCUAAAACCUCGUGAUUAGUUAUGUUCCAAUUUAUUAAUGUUCAUUUAAGUAUACAAAAAGUGAACCGACACCUGUGUCUAUUGUAUUUGUCAUAUUUAUUGUAAAUAGAUAAAUUUAAAAAGUUUGUUUUUAAAUGAAACAGACUGAUAUGUAGGCAUUUUGUAUUGGUAACAUCUAAUCAAAAAUUGUUUAAUUGUAUAAAUUUCCGUGUUUUUUUCUAUUACCCAUGAAAAUGUCUUAAUGCAUUGGACUUUCAAAAGUUUUCUGUUGUGUAUGUGCAUUAUUUAUCUAAUAAUUAAAGCUGUGGU